AUGUCGUUCAAGUUUUGCCCUGGAAAUGCAGAAAACCUAGAAAAGUACGAGGCAGGUGGCUUCCAUCCUGUCCAAAUUGGUGAUACGUUCGAUCACGGCCAUUACAAGAUUGAGCACAAGCUUGGCUACGGUGGCUUCUCGACUGUGUGGCUCGCUAAAGAUACACGACUACAUCGAUAUGUUGCUAUCAAGUUCCUGACUGCGGACAGCUCCAAAAACCUGCGAGAAAACGUGGUGCGGGAUUUCCUUUUGAGCGACUCGACCCGUGAAAACGAUCUCGCAAUAUCGAAAGUCCUUCAACACUUCCAGCACGAAGGACCUAACGGACUACACACGUGUCUCGUCUUCGAUGUGUAUGGGCCGAACCUCCAUAUUCUCAGGGACAACUUGAUCAAGUUCCGACCUGACAUUGUGCGUAAACUCAAUUCUGAAAUCGCGACGACUCUUGCAGUGGUACACAUGAAAGAUAUCGCUUUCGGGGACCUCAGUCUGCACAACAUAUUACUGGGGUUGCAGGACAUCUCAGGUUGGUCAGUAGACAAAGUGUACGAAAAACUUGGCGAGCCGCGUGCUCGUGAAGUUGUACCUUGGGAACCAUAUGACUCAGACGAGGAUGAAGACAACGAGAACGACGAUAACAACGAGAACGAGGACGACGACAGUGACGGUAAUGGUUCGAGCCAGCUUGAGGGCGGUAGUCAAGACCAAGUUGAGGAGAACAAUUCUGACCAGCUGAAAGAGGAUUUGUACAUUCAUGCGCCGAGAAACUAUUAUCUCAAUGUCCUUUGGCACAAGACAGACCUCAACCUCAUGAAGCCAGAGGUUGUUCUGACGGAUCUUAACGAAGCCACUUUUGUUGGCAGCUCGAUGCCAUUGUCCAUGGUAGAAGAUGAAGGGUGCGGUUUCAACCAGGAGUACAUGUCGCCAGAGUUGGCUUUCGGAGUGGCCAACAAACACACCAAAGCCAGUGAUAUUUGGGCUCUUGGCGUCAUCUUCUACGAGAUGCGAGCAGCCCGCGCUCUGUUUGAGACUUCUUACAGCGGCAUACAACACCAGAUGCAGGAUCUCCUGGGUGAAGCACCCGCUGAGUGGAGAGCUCGAAUUGAAGCGGACACACCGGAAGCAGAUCUGAUCGUCCCAGCUGAAUCCAUUGACACAGAUGACAGGCUCCAGCAGAAGAUCAACAGGAUUGGGGACUGGUUACCUUGGAUUACCAUGACCCCUAUAGACCGACGACAGCUAUUCAUUGCGGCAUUCGACGAAGAUAACGUUGAUGAUGAGGGACAUAUGAUAGCCAAGACCAUCAACAAACCAGACCCGCCACCUCCAGCAAGACUCUCACCUGAAGAAGCUGCAGAUUUCACUGACCUGCUAUCGAAAAUGCUUGUCUGGGAGCCGGAGGAUCGCAUUACCAUUGAGGAAGUCCUCCAGCAUCCGUGGCUCAACAAGUCAUAUGGUCCCAUCGAUGAGACAGAACCAUGGAUUUCGCAUUACCAUCCUGGUUGGGAACUGCAACCACAAGACGAUGUCGACAUGACUGGCUAUCGUCCAUUGAACUACGACUCUGAUGUGGAGGAGCCAAUAGAUCGCACAGAAAACACAGACGACAUUGUAAGCAACGAUGAUGACGAAGCUGACCAUAAGGUCGAUGCAGACGACUCCGCAGGGUCCACUGACACGGUGAAGGAGCACUUCCACGACACGGUCAGCUGCCACAAAUCGGAGACAGAAGGGACUGAGCCUGCAGCUGAACACAAGGAGGCAAAGAAAGUCACCUUUGCACUGGAAGAGCCCGAGGCUCAAGAGAACCAGGCAGACGCAGAGGUAGAGCAAGAGUCGACUACAACGAGCAUGUGGGCAUGGUUGACGGAGUUGUGGCGAUAUGUAUAG
This is a messenger RNA of Lithohypha guttulata, 1890 nucleotides long. RefSeq lists its product as uncharacterized. Lineage: Eukaryota; Fungi; Ascomycota; Eurotiomycetes; Chaetothyriales; Trichomeriaceae. The coding region runs from base 1 to 1890 and encodes 629 amino acids. The transcript has a single exon. Gene Ontology annotation, molecular function: ATP binding; protein serine/threonine kinase activity. Gene Ontology annotation, biological process: peptidyl-serine phosphorylation; peptidyl-threonine phosphorylation. The record is from RefSeq and is a predicted model, not a curated record. Gene Ontology annotation, cellular component: cytoskeleton; cytoplasm.